GGAGUUUCAGGUGAAUGGGUCACCGAGGGAGGAGGCUGGCCACGCCACACCUCGUCGCUAGUGCCCACCUCCCGGCCCCUCUUUCCUUAGGCGACAGCGGUGGAGUUGCGGGAGAGCGGUCCAGCGCACGGAGCAACCGGCUAGGGGCUCGGCAGGUUCGCUUAUCUUGGGAGCCUGGACAUUUUGCUCAUCAUAAAGAUUAGGUGACCAGUGACAUCAGCCAUGUCCGUGAGGCCUUUUGAAAGUCCACCUCCUUACAGACCUGAUGAAUUCAAACCCAAUCAUUAUGCACCAAGCAAUGACAUGUAUGGCGGAGAGAUGCAUGUCCGGCCGAUGCUCUCUCAGCCAGCGUACUCUUUUUAUCCGGAAGAUGAAAUUCUUCACUUCUACAAAUGGACGUCGCCCCCAGGGGUGAUCCGGAUCCUGUCUAUGCUCAUUAUUGUGAUGUGCAUCGCCAUAUUUGCCUGUGUGGCUUCCACACUUGCUUGGGACAGAGGCUAUGGGACAGGGCUCUUUGGAGGAAGCCUAAACUACCCUUAUAGUGGCUUUGGCUACGGAGGUGGCUAUGGAGGCGGCUAUGGAGGCUAUGGCUAUGGCUAUGGCGGAUAUACAGACCCAAGAGCAGCCAAAGGCUUCCUGUUGGCCAUGGCAGCCUUCUGCUUCAUCGCUUCCUUAGUAAUAUUUGUGACCAGUGUUAUAAGAUCUGGAAUGUCCAGGACAAGAAGAUAUUACUUGAUCGUGAUCAUAGUCAGCGCUAUCCUGGGCAUCAUGGUGUUUAUUGCCACGAUCGUGUACAUAAUGGGAGUGAACCCGACGGCCCAGGCUUCUGGAUCUAUGUACGGCUCACAGAUAUAUAUGAUCUGCAACCAGUUUUAUACUCCUGGAGGUACUGGUCUCUACGUGGAUCAAUAUUUGUAUCACUACUGUGUGGUUGAUCCCCAGGAGGCUAUAGCCAUUGUCCUGGGGUUCAUGAUUAUCGUGGCUUUUGCUUUAAUCAUCUUUUUUGCUGUGAAAACCCGAAGAAAGAUGGAUCGGUAUGAUAAGUCCAAUAUUUUGUGGGAUAAGGAACACAUUUAUGAUGAACAGCCCCCCAAUGUUGAAGAGUGGGUUAAAAAUGUGUCUGCAGGCACACAGGACAUGCCUCCACCCCCAUCUGACUAUGCGGAAAGAGUUGACAGUCCAAUGGCCUACUCCUCCAAUGGCAAAGUGAAUGGCAAGCGAUCAUACCCAGAGUCUUUCUAUAAGUCAACACCUCUGGUGCCUGAAGUGGCCCAGGAGAUUCCUCUGACCUUGAGUGUGGAUGACUUCAGGCAGCCUCGGUACAGCAGCAAUGGUAACCUAGAGACACCUUCUAAAAGGGCUCCCACGAAGGGGAAAGCAGGAAAGGGCAAGAGGACGGACCCUGACCACUAUGAAACAGACUACACGACAGGUGGGGAGUCCUGCGAGGAGCUGGAGGAGGACUGGGUCAGGGAAUAUCCACCUAUCACUUCAGAUCAACAAAGACAACUCUACAAGAGAAAUUUUGAUGCAGGUCUGCAGGAGUAUAAGAGCUUACAGGCAGAACUAGACGACGUCAAUAAAGAGCUCUCUCGUCUAGAUAAAGAGCUGGAUGACUACAGAGAGGAGAGUGAAGAGUACAUGGCUGCUGCUGAUGAAUAUAAUAGACUAAAGCAAGUUAAGGGAUCUGCAGAUUAUAAAAGUAAGAGGAAUUACUGCAAGCAGUUGAAGAGCAAAUUAUCGCACAUCAAGAGGAUGGUGGGAGAUUAUGACAGACGGAAACCUUAGAGAGAUGCCAGUUGCGGGAGAAGGGAGAGGUGCAUCUGCCUGCACGAUGUCUCUGCAAUUCUCUCCAGAGGCAAACUGACUUUGGACUCUAAUCUGGGAAGUUAAAACUUUGUGAUCAUUACAAAGUUUCCGUGGCUUUAAUUCCAUCAGUUUCCUAUCUCCAGUAUUGAAGCAUUUUAUAAAUGGCUUUUGAUAAUUGACUGGGCUGAACACUCCAAUUAAGGAUUUUACAGUUUCAACAUUGAUUCUUGUAUUAAGAAUUAAAAUGUUGCUUGAUAUUUUAAAUGUCAAGAAAGGUCCUGGUGUGAGCUGUGAUGUGUGUUGAGCUUUGAUGUGAAGGUUCACACGCCAGGCAGUGUGUUCCUCCAGGUAGACCGUCUAAUCAAUCUUUGCAGCAGCCCUCAGGUGACUGUUAUUUAGAAUCAGGUUGUUUUUGGUUUUCCAGACAGGGUUUCUCUGUGUAGCCCUGGCUGACCUAGAACUUACGCUGUAGACCAGGCUGGCCUUGAACUCACACAGCUUCUCUGAGUGCUGGUUCAGGAGUUAACGUCGUGGACCGGUAUCAUCACUUUUCCUGCGGUGACUUCUCCAAACUGAAACUGCUAAGGCAGUUUUGGCUAAGUCUGUUUUAUGACUGCAAAUGACAGCAUUCCUGCCUUUGUAUUUCAGGGGAAAUACGAUACAUUAUAUCGGCCACGUUCCCCACCACUGUUUUUCUUAUAUUGACUUUUAACAAAUGAAUAGGAUUAUUUUUGGCUUUACAUUUUUUCCUAACACUUAAGAUCAUAUAAAAUUAACAAGUAUGUGAAAUUUAAGAAUUGUAAAUAUAUAUUUACGUUUGAAAGAUGAUUUUAAAUCCAGGGUUAAAGUGCUUUUUAUCUUGUAUAGUUUACAUGCUUUUUUUUUUUUUUUUUGAUAACCCACUAGACCUUUCCAUUGUAUCAGAGUAUCCAAUUACAUUUACAAUUAUGACUUGAAUUGUAUUUCACAGGAAUGCUCAAGUUUUGUACAUAUUUUAUAAGGUAUUAAACCUGAUGUUCUCUUUCUAUAAUGUGCUCAUUUGAUGUCAUUAGUACUGUUCUAUUCAGUUGUGCAAAGCUAUACUAAAGUUUCAGUGUGUGAACUACCUUGGGUGCUGUGCUAGCAGGUGAUUGCCCAGUCCUUGGGCAGUGAACAAAACUCUGACUAGAAAUGGGAUAAUGUUCAUAGAACAGCAUGAUACUUAAACAGUGUCUGUAAAUCCCAGGAUGUUCUUUAUAAAUUAAAAUUUUUGUUAAUAGUAUAAAAUUAGCUGAUAGUGCUUCAUAGACCACAUUGACAUCCAGCCCAAUUUGGUCUGUUUUAGCUGAAAAUGUUUUAUAUACCUUUCAGACAUGGCAGUACAUAUUCUUGUUUAUACAAUUUUUGAAUUAUUUUCCAAUGAUAAAAAUUUAAAUAAUGUUUUUGUAUAAUACUGGGUCAAUUUUUUUUUCAAAUUAAAGAAAAAUUUUAUUUUCUACAUGCUGAACAUAGUACAAAAAAGUAUUUUCGUCCCUUUUGGAUUGACAUCGAGUAGGAAAGACUGUUUGGAGCUCCUUAACUGGUCAUUAUGUUAAUUAACGUCUCCCUCUUGGAAAUCAUUGUUCUUUUCUGUUGUUUUGUUUUGAUUUAGACAGGGUUUCACUAGGUAGCUCAAGAUGGCAGACUUCAAAUUUGCAGUCCUCCUGCCUCCCACUCCCCGGGUGGCAGGUAGAUUAGAGGUUCUCCUCCAGGCCUGGCUCCUCCGUAGUUUAUGAAGCCAAUUUGCUAGUGUCCUCACAAAGCAGGUCUGUUCUGUUAGAUGAAGAAAAUGAAGUGGCAGGAAUUAUAAAACUGUGCCAUAAAAUUAGAUGUUGGAAGAGUAAAAGAAAUAAUUCUUUUCCAACGUGGUGCUACCACUGCAGGCCUGAAGCCAGUACCAGGGUGUGUCCAUCGGUCUGUUCAGGCAGUUUCUUAAUGUAAAAUAGGGGCUAGAUUAAACCUUAGAGGCGUUUUACAUUCUGACCUAUGGUUUUUGGUUUUCAUACCUACGUUCUGUUAGUAAAACUAUUCUUUACAUGCUUUUUUUUUCAAUAGUUAUGUGAAAACAUAACCCUUCUUAUGAAGUUCCCUGCAUUAAAUGAUGCGCACGUGUGUGUGUUAUUGUAAGUUGGUAAGAUCAAGGUUUCCAUUUUGAAAAGCUGAAAACAUUAGAAUAAACAUACAUGAACUAACCCCUCCCCCAGGAAAGGCAAUGAUGUUUUGUUGUGUGUGCUUUAUAUUUUUGAAAUAAAGUCUAGUAUUUACAGUAAA
Mus musculus (house mouse) is the source of this 4098-nucleotide messenger RNA. It is a transcript of the gene Ocln, whose product is annotated as occludin. Lineage: Eukaryota; Metazoa; Chordata; Mammalia; Rodentia; Muridae. Gene Ontology annotation, biological process: regulation of D-glucose transmembrane transport; negative regulation of gene expression; positive regulation of gene expression. Gene Ontology annotation, cellular component: membrane; cell-cell junction; cell junction. The record is from RefSeq and is marked validated. The transcript has 9 exons. Gene Ontology annotation, molecular function: protein domain specific binding. Bases 223 to 1788 code for a protein of 521 amino acids.